AGCGUUUCCGGCGGCCAUGAGGGGUAACUCAGGAAAAGUAACCCGAGUCAGGGCCGUCAUGGCUUCAUAGCUCUUUUCAGGAAGGGAAAAUUCUUGUCAAGAGCUCCGCGAUCGGGGGCAGACACCGAUGCCAUUGCGCUUCUUCGAUUCUGAAUGUUGUAAGAUGGGUAAGCUAGCAGCAAGCACUUGAAAGCCAGGGGCCCAGAGAGAUAAAGUCGUGGCACGAGCUGAGUUGAUAUCUCUCUCUCUCAUCCUCGGUCUGCGGUCAAAUGAUAGGGCGUACUCUGGAUCCGUCUCCUGGGCCUCAUUCCUACUGGAAUAAGCUUUGGCGAUUGGCCGGGAGGGUUACUGCUCUGCUGCCGCUGCUGCUCCUGCUGUGCACGCGGUACUGUACCUCCGUACCUCCGUAUCUCCCUCCAGUGUCUCUUCAUUGGGCCCGCUAUCUGACCCACCGGGCCUGGCCUUCGACUCCGAUGACUGGUGGCGGGAUGGGGAUGGCUUCAGAGACCUCUGGGCCAACGGCAAUUGAUCCGCGCUGCCGGCUGUCGACCUGCAGAGAGAGCACGCCGCGCCGCGCCCAUGCUCAUGCUCACGCCGACGCGAACCUGCCGCCUCGGGACUAUCCGAGCACAAGCACCACCUCCCUCGUGAUAUUCCGAAGCUCCAAGGAUGGUAGUGGCCGCAUGGCUAAGAAGUGAGACCUUCAAGAAAGGUACCGUCCAUGGGGAGGUUUCUGUUUACGCGCGACAUUGGGUGCUGGCAACCCUCGAUUGUGAUUGGUCGCCGCAGACAGCGAGGCUGAGCCUGUCGAUGACGCACGUUUCUCUCACGUUUCUCGUCCUGGGCAGGGCGAGGGCAGGGCGAGGGCAGGGCCGGGCAGGUCGUCGUCGUCCUUCAUCAACGGCUCAACUCCAGUGCCCGCCCAUUCCACGGCCCCAACCCGCUUCCGUUCCCCUACAUACAAAGUCGAUGGAAGGCCCAAGGCCCGCAAACAUUCCCCGAGGACUCCGCGGCCGUCUUUUAACCUCAACCACUGCACCAAGCGACAAAUUGUGCAAGCCGAGUCGAGUCGAGUCGGCCCGCGGGAGUAAAUAGACU
Messenger RNA from Hyaloscypha bicolor E, 1098 nucleotides. RefSeq lists its product as uncharacterized. Lineage: Eukaryota; Fungi; Ascomycota; Leotiomycetes; Helotiales; Hyaloscyphaceae. The transcript has a single exon. The record is from RefSeq and is a predicted model, not a curated record. The coding region runs from base 270 to 698 and encodes 142 amino acids.